GUAACUGAGGGUCUCUUCCCCUUUAAGGCGCUUUGUAGAAUCUCAGAGAGGCCGAAUCUCCAGCUGAUCGUCGGUGAUUCUCAUUUCAGCUCCAUCUCAUCCACCCGAUUCGCGCUCAUCUUUGGGUCAACAAGUCCCUUCGAAUCAAACAUAGGGUCUAAACAACCCACAGAUGCCAGAGCUGCUUUUCAAAGCAUCUUUGGCCGUGUCGCAUUACGUCGCGCGAGGAUGAUGCCCGGAGCUCGCGCGUCUCUGGAUGCGGCGUGUGUGCGCGCGUGUCCUUGAGUUGAGCACCACCAGCAUGGGAUGUUUCUCCAUCGCACGGCCGAUUGCAUCCUGAAACAAAAGCACACGGCGACAAUGUGAGAGUAAAUGCGUAUUUUUGCUCUUUUAUGCGCUGGAGAAUACCGCUGGCGCGUCGCCUGUAAUGGAGAAGACGAGAUGAGAAAGUGAAGGCGUGUUUGGAGAACAAUCUUCAUUUGUGUUGUGCAUCAUCAGUGUUACUGUGAAGAUGCCGAGGAGUUUACGCAGACUGGUGCACCUGGUGCUCUUCUGUCCCUUAUCUAAGGGUUUACAGUCCCGUUUACCUGCAGUUAAGGUCAAGUACCUGUUGGUGGCGUGGUUUGGGAUUCUGGUGGCCAGCUGGGUGAUCUAUAUGCAGUAUUCCUCUUAUUCAGAGCUCUGCAGAGGACAUGUCUGUACCAUGCUCAUUUGUGAUCAUUAUCGCAGAGGUAUUAUUUCGGGGUCGGUGUGUAAAUCUCUUUGCGAGGAGAAAACUUUGUCUCUUCAACGCUGUCUUUCAACAUCACCAACGCACCAGAUAUAUAGUGCUGUGUGGAAGGAGAAAGCUGUAUUGGUGAAGUGUGGGAUUGAAGAGAGCAUGAGAGGCGAAAACGGUCUUGACUCGCCAUUGCGGCAUGACAACAACCUCUAUGACAAACCCACCCGUGGAACAUCCAUGGAUGAAUUCAGAGCAAUGCUUCAUUCCUUUCUCAAGGACAGUGUUGGUGAGCAAUCAUCUCUUAGCACUCUUGUAACUCGUGUGAUUUCUCUGGCGGACGUCAACGGCGAUGGUAAAGUUUCAUUAGCGGAGGCGAAAUCCGUGUGGGCUUUGCUUCAGAUCAAUGAAUAUGUUUUAAUGGUGGCACUGCAAGAUAAAGAACAUGCUCCCCGCUUGCUAGGCUUCUGCGGAGACCUUUACGUGACUGAACAUGUAGCACACAGUGCCCUUUUCAGGCUGGAAGUGCCCAGUUGGCUGCAGCCAGUGUUUCCUGAGGCGCUGGGCACCGCUCUUAACCAGUGGCUCGCUCCUGCAUGGCCCCGCAGGGCCCGAAUCACCAUCGGCCUACUAGAGUUUGUUGAAGAGGUAUUCCAUGGCGUAUACGGAAGCUUCUACAUAUGUGACGCAAGCCCAAGACGGGUCGGCUACAAUGCGAAAUACGACUUCAAAAUGGCAGACCUUCAAAGCAUAGCAUCGGAGGCAACCGUCAAAGGAUUCCUUCGAGGGAGAACUUGCGAGGCAAACGUUGACUGCACUUACGGGCGAGAUUGUACUGCAACGUGUGACCGUUUGGCAAGGCAGUGCAAUGUGGAGGUGGUGCAGCCCAAUUUGGCCAAGGUGUGUGCGCUCCUGCAAGACUUCCUGCUCUUCGGAGCGCCGUUGGACCUGAGGGAGGACCUAGAAAAACAGCUACGCACCUGUGUGACUCUUAGCGGACUUGCCUCACAGAUGGAGGUGCAUCAUUCUCUUGUUUUGAACAACCUCAAAACACUACUGUGGAAGAAGAUCUCAAAUACCAAGUACUCUUGAGACCAGCAUAGGGAUGAUCAAGAGAAAGGCAACAGAGAGCGAGAGAACAGAUGGAGACUUCCAGAGAACAAAAGUGGGGUCAGUACAGUUGCUUCAGGAGGGCUAACAGAAUAGCUGAACUCUGCCUGCCACUACAGACUUAAAUUUGUUGAACAUCAAUUGUGAAGUUGGUGAAUGCAAGUUCAGAAAGAGUAUACAAUACAUCCCCACCCUCUGUUUUACUUUAACAACUCAAUUGAAGAACCUUAAACCCUAUAAAAACACCUACGGAAGAUUAAUUUUCCUCUGCCCAAAAGGUCCAAGGUGGAGACUGUCCGGUAGGAACAAAGACUACUGGAAGACAUUUCUUUGACCAUGCAGCCCCUUGCCAAAUGGAUCCUUUUUGGUGAACAUUUGGUUAAGGAUCUGGGCUGCAAGCACAAGGAUAGUAGAGCCAUUUCCAAAUAGAAGAAACCCAAGGAGUUCCCAUGAGGACAGUCUUGCUCUACAUCCCCUUUCUCUUUUACUUUAUUGACUCAAAUGAAGACCCUUUAACCCUAACAGAAAAACCUUCCUCUUGCCAAAAUAUCCAAGUUGUUCAUUGGAGAAAACCAACUGGAGGACAUUUCUUUGACCAUGUAUCCCCUUCCCAAAUUAUCUUGAUUAAUUCCUGCUUGGUGGACUUGUGGGUAAGGAUCUGGGGUGCAAGCACAAGGAUAAUAGAGUCAGUUCUGAGAAGUAACCCAAGGAAAGGAGAGUUUCAGAGAUGGUCUUGCUCUACAUCUGGGUCUCCAAACUCUGACCUGAAGGGCUAGUGUCCUGUAGAGUUUGGCUCCAACUUGCUUCAACACACCUGCUUGGAAGUUUCAUGCAUGUUUAGUAGGACCUUGAUUAGCUGGUUCAGUUGUGUUUAUUUAGGGUAAUAGCUAAACUCUGCAGGACACCGGCCCUCCAGGGCUGAGUUUAUAGACACCUGCUCUACAUCAACACCCUCUAUUUUACUUGAGCGACUCCCCUAAAGACCGUUUAACCCCAUAGAAACCCUUCAGAAGAAUCUCUUUCCUUUGGCUGAAAGGUCCCAGUGAAAGUUAGAAUGUCCAGUUAGGAACAAGGUAAACUUGAGGAUAUUUAUUUGAACAUGCAACCUUUUCCCAAAUUAGACCUUCUUGGUGAACUUUUGGUCAAAGAUCUGGGAUUCAAGGACAAGGAUAAUAGGGUCAGUUCCAAGAAGUAACCCUAUUAACGAAGAGUUUCAGAGAGGAUGGUCUUGUUCUACAUCAGGGGUCUCCAAACUCUGUCCUAGAGGGCUAGUGUCCUGUAGAGUUUGGCUCCAACUUGCCUCAACACACCUGCUUGGAAGUUUCUUGCAUGCAUAGUAGAACUUUGAUUAGCUGGUUCAGGUGUGUUUAUUUAGGAUUACAGCUAAACUCUGCAGGACACCAGCCCUCCAGGACUAAGUUUGGAGACAACUGCUCCACAUCAACACCCUCUAUUUUACUGGCGUGACUCCCCUGAUGUUCCUGUAACAUAGGGGUGCCCAAACUUGGUCAUGGUGGGCCACUGCCCUUCAGAGUUUAGCUCCAACCCCAAUUAGACACACCUGAACUAGCUAAUCAAGCUGUUAUCAGGCAUACUAGAAACCUCCCAACAGGUGUGUUUAAGGCAAGUUGAGGCUAAACUCUGUAGGACACCAGGCCUCUAGGACCGAGUUUGAGCACACCUGCUUUAACCCUAUAGAAACACCUUCAGAAGAAUCUCUUUUUUCUUUUGGUCCAAAGUGAAGUUAGAAUGUCCAGUUAAGACCAACUUGAGGACAUUUAUUUGAUCGUGCAACCCCUUCGUAAAUGAGUCCUUCUUGGUGAAGUUUUGGUUAAUGAUCUGAGUCAGUUCCAAGAA
Labeo rohita (rohu) is the source of this 3685-nucleotide messenger RNA. It is a transcript of the gene dipk1b, whose product is annotated as divergent protein kinase domain 1B. Gene Ontology annotation, molecular function: calcium ion binding. The record is from RefSeq and is a predicted model, not a curated record. The transcript is spliced from 5 exons. The coding region runs from base 512 to 1810 and encodes 432 amino acids. NCBI's taxonomy places the organism in Eukaryota, Metazoa, Chordata, Actinopteri, Cypriniformes, Cyprinidae.